GUUCACAUAAAAAUGUAGUCUUUUUUUCUUUGUUCGUGCCCGUCAUGCCAGUCGUGCAUAUCAUAACUGCUGUAUUUUUUUCAUGUAAAUUAAUCUUGUCAAGAAUAAGAUUCCUACAACAUGCAAUAUGCAGCGAUAAUUUUGACGUCAUUUUCAAGAUUCCUGCCGUCUUUGAACUUCUAAUGGUUUUCCUUGGGUUUUCCAAAAUCGUAACCUUGACGCAAAGUGAAUUUGUGUGUUUUCUUCUGUGUUAUUGUGUUGAGAGGGGUCCGUAUUUUUGGUGUUUCAAGAAAGUACCACAGAAUAUCAUUUUUGUGACAACCUGUUGGUUGUUCUUUCAUUUGAUCUUCAAAAUGGAAAAUAGGAUUGUCUGCAACUUUUAGCUGGGGUGAGGAUCACGGCAAACACCAUGGCUUUUAGCGAAGCUAUUCCAGAGAUAAUGGUGUUUAGACCCACCUAUGAAGAGUUCAAGGACUUUUCUAAGUAUAUUGAGUACAUCGAGUCUCAAGGAGCGCACAAGGCUGGUGUGGCGAAGAUUAUUCCACCGAAAGAAUGGGUUCCCCGCAAAGCAGGCUUCAAAAUGGAAGAUGUUGGCGAAAUGGCCAUCAAACAUCCCAUUGCACAGGUUGUGACGGGCCGACUGGGAGCCUACAGCCAGGUGAAUGUGCUCCGCUCGCGGCUCAGCGUUACAGAGUUCCGCGCGCUGGCCGACGGCCGCCACUACCGCGCUCCGCCGCACGACGACUUUGCCGACCUGGAGCGCCGCUACUGGAAGAACGUCACCUAUGUGUCGCCCAUCUACGGCGCUGACGUGUGCGGCUCGCUCACCGACCCUGACUGUGACGUCUGGAACAUAAAUCGUCUGGGCACCAUUCUCGAUUACGUCGAUGAGGACUACGGCCUGAGUAUUGCCGGCGUCAACACAGCCUACCUGUACUUCGGCAUGUGGAAGACCACGUUCGCCUGGCACACGGAGGACAUGGAUCUGUACAGCAUCAACUACCUUCACUACGGAGCGCCCAAAUCCUGGUACGCCGUGCCGCCGGCGCACGGCUGGCGACUGGAGCAGCUGGCCGCCGCCAUGUUCCCCACAGAGUCGCGCCAGUGUCCCGCCUUCCUGAGACACAAGUCUAUCCUGCUCAGUCCGCAGCUUCUCAAGAAGCACGGCGUGCCCUUCAACCGGAUCACUCAGGAGGCUGGUGACAUUAUGAUCACGUUCCCCUACGGCUACCACUCGGGGUACAACCACGGCUUCAACUGCGCCGAGUCGACCAACUUCGCCUCGCCGCGCUGGGUCGAGUACGGCAAGCGGGCCACUCUCUGCUACUGCAAGGACGACAUGGUGCGUAUCAACAUGGACACGUUCGUGAAGCGUCUGCAGCCGGAGCGGUACGAACAAUGGCUGAAGGGUGAGGACAUUGGACCCCACCCGGAGAGGCCCGACAUCAUGGUGCCGUCCCACCCGGGCAUCGCCGACCGGCCGCCGGCGAUCCUCGAGCCAGGGGUGGAGGAGGGUGCCGAGGCGCCGCUGGACGCCUCUGCCGGCCUGCACAAGCGUCACCCGAUCCACGAGCGGACGGGCGGCGACCUGAACGACGACGCCGGAUCGACGUGCUCUCCGCCGCCGGCCGACGUGGCCGAUGUGCCCAUGGACUACGACCAACUACUAGCGCUGCAGGAUGUCUACCUGAAGGCCGGGGUGACCGAUGACGAGGACGAGCUGGAUCUGCCGCCUCUGGGUCCCGGACGCGGUCGGAGACGGCCAGUGUCCGACUCUGACGACGACUACAUGGCCUGCGUGGAGCGUAAACACCGCAAACGCAGGAAGGCGGAGGAGAAACGCCUGCUCAGAGAGAGGCAGUGCAAGAGGCGCAAGGCCAAUAAGCCCGUGGGCGCGGAGUACACGUCAUCAGAGGAGGAGAUGCUGGCGGACGCUGUCAAAUCGGAGCCUAUGGUACCGCAAGUCGGAAAACGCAGGCGGAAGAGCAUAGUCAAAACGGAGGUGAACGCUGAAGGGGAUCCAUCAAUAGAGAUUGACUCGGCGGCUAUUAAAAGCGAGCCUGGACCAUCUGGAAUAAACACGUCUAAGAGAGCAAGACAGAAAGUUAAGCAAGGAAUUAAGAAGGAGGCGAAACUGAAAGUGGAGGAAGACAGUGAGGCAGACGUCAAGUCCGAGUCUGCAUCAGAAGGUGACAGUGGCGAGGAGUACCGUCCGUCCUGUGCUGUGAAGACAGGCGUAGGAGGUGGGAAGCGGACGAUAAACUUGCGCCACCAGCCUGCUCCCAAAGCUCAGCACACAGAUGACACACUCAUCCCAGACCAUGUAUUUGAGGAGUGGCAGCGUAAGUUCUUGGAGAAUCUGUUUGUGUCGGUGGUCGGCUGGCUGCGGGAGAACGACAGUCUGGAGCGCUGGAAGGCUCACCAGCUGCCCUCUGCCACCAAUGAAACUCCUGAAAAGGAUGCCGCGACGUCCCAGACGCAGACGGCGAACGUCGCGAAGCCAACUGAUCCAGAGGCCUCGAAGACGGUUGAAGAACAACUGCCACAGAAGUCUGGAUCUGGUUCUGAACAUCCGGAGACGCCCGCUGAUGAUUCAAAAACGCCGUCGGUCUCGGAUAUCAAUGCUGGAGGGUCUCCUGAUCCCUCCGGGUCUCCUGAUCCCUCCAAAGCGAUCCUGCCGGAUUCCUCCGCAAAACAGCCCACAGAGCCUGCAGCGACAAAGUCGAACGUGUCUGAAGACGUGAAGGUGCCGGACGUACCUGCGACUGAAGAGACCAAAUCUCAAAAACCAGCGCCGCUCGAACAAAUGUCCGCUUUGGAAGUCAUAACCACGCUGACCGUUCCCAACUCAAACGCGGACCCAGGGCUACUAACGCCACCGCCGCCCAAGCUAUCGCCACAGCUUGCUGCGCCCCCGGCCGGUGUGCCCGACGGACCGUCUGUGUUAGAGAGCAACCCGGAGCAGACACAGCCCCCAGAGGUCUCGCUGGCGCCAGAGGAGGGCACGUCGCCGUCGGGUGCGGUGUCGGUCACACCCCCGCCCGCCCUGUCGCCGCAGCCGGCGGUAUCGGAAGGCCCCGAGGUGGCCGACACACUGGCAGAUGAAGGACAAUCAGCACAGGACAAGCCUCCCUCGCCGGGAGCUGCAGCGCCAUCGGAACAGGCGUCGCCGCCGGCUCUCACGGGUGAUCCAUCCACUAGUCCUCCCCAGCCAACCGUGUGCGAAAACCAGCCUCUUUCCCAGCCUCAGACUGAGAAGGAGCCGAGCGCUCCCCCGUCCACCCCAGUCCUGGAGCCCUCGCCAGUUACCCCGAAUCAGACGCCUCCUGAAGUCAUCACCGCAGAUAAGAAGCCCUCCGUAGCAGUUACUCAAAAGCUGAAAAAUGCGGAUCGUCUUACCCUCGUAUAUUACGCGAUGCGGGAUCUUCGAACUACGGUCGGCCACCGCAGGGACCCAUUGGGCCGCUUCCGUUUCUUGGAGAAGCUGAUGAAAGAGGUGAAGCUGUCGGCCUUCAACAUACGCCUUAUCAAACUGCUUCAGAAGGAGUGUCUGCGCUGCAACGCGCCCGGGAUAUCAGAACUUCGCGCUGAGCGGCGGGCUAAGAAGCAGGCCGAAGAGGCGGCCAGGAUGGAGGAGGCACGUAAGGCGGAGGCCGCCAGGAUUGAGGAACUCAUGGCCGAAGCCGCCAGAGCAGAAGCCGCCAGAUUGGAGGCCGCCAAAGCUGCAUCUGAGGCGUCGUUGCAGGACAGUGCAGGCGCCGAUAACAAUGGGAGCAGUGUUGCUCCGGACAGCGCUAAUGAUACCCCUCAGCCAGCUGCCUCCCUGGGAGCUGGUAAGACUGGUAACGGAGCAGUGAGUGGCGUUAGUGCCUCACUCGGAAACGCCAAGAAGGCCCUGGCGACUAAACUUCUCAAUAAGCGCGCCGCGGCGGUACCUGGAGGUGCCAAGGGCCAACAGACGUCCCUCAACGGCAAGACAAUCGUGAUCGUAGGCCGGACGGACGGUGUGGCGGCCUCGCCACAGCGCGGCCAGGCGCCGGCUGGGAGGAAGGCCAACGCCACCCCGCAGCCGCCGCGGGCGCUCUCCGUGCAGGAGGCGCGCCGUUACUUGCAGCUGGUCAAGGCGAGGAUGGCUGGCGAACAGGGCCGACCGACUCCGGCGCCGCAAAAAUCAGCGGCUGUGAGUGGUGCGGGGUCAGCCACCCAGCCCUUGUUGGCGCCCAAACCAGCAGGGGUGACACAGACCACUGGAAAGCUGAAGCUGGUGGCGAAGAACAUGCCGUCAGAGGCGACGAGAUUGACGGUAAUCACCCCAUCCCAGGCAAGACUGCUGUGCCAUUUGAAGCAGCUGAAGUCGAACACAGGAGGGCCGACCAGGGUCCCCAGUAAGCAGCGGCAGCCGGCUCGACGACCCUCCAUUCUGCGUAAGACACCGCAGGCCGCGGCCGCCUGCGCCGCCACUGCCCCCGCCUCUUCUGCCUCCUCUGUCUCCGCCGCCGCCACUGUUACCUCCACUGCCUCCACCGCCUCCAGCCCCGCCGCCGCUGCCUCCACCGCCUCCAGCCCCGCCGCCGCUGCCUCCACCGCCUCCACCCCCGCCGCCGCUGCCUCCACCGCCUCCAGCCCCGCCGCCGCUGCCUCUACCGCCUCCAGCCCCGCCGCCGCUGCCUCCACCGCCUCCAGCCUCGCCGCCGCGGCCGCUACCGCCUCCAGCCCCGCCUCAGCCGCCCAUGCCGUCUCCUCGGCACCUGCCGCCAGCAACCAGCCGCAGAAAUCGUCACCGCAGAAGAGCCCUGGCGUAUUCAAUAUUCGAGCCUCUGUGGCAGAUUCAAUGAAGCGGUACCGGGCCCUGGCUCCGUCUCCGAUCAUCAAAGCAGAAGCGACCCUGACUCCGUCUCCGAUCAUCAAAGCAGAAGCGACGCAGCCUUGUGGCGCUAACUCUGCUCGACAGUCAUUAGCCGUCCGUACUACCAUCCAGCCUUGGAACGCUGCCGGCGUAGGUACUGUGCGCCCCGGCAGAGGCACACCUCGGUUUUCGACCAGGCCGGUGGGGACGGGCCGCGCCCAACCCGGUGCAUACGGAACAGCGACUCCCGGCGGAGCACGCCCCCAACCGCGGGCCGCCGCCACCCGGCCAGGGUUCGUGAGGGUGAAGGGCGUCACCAUUCAGUACCCCCUAGUGACGGCAGGAGCCGGCGGGGAUUAUCGGGGCGCAGCCUCGCAGCUUACCGUUCCGACGACGCCAGCUAACGGAACAAGUCAGAACGUGUCUCUACUGUCAUCAAGAACUAGUCUUCUGAAGAUCGCCGUCACGCCCAACUCGCCGUGUCAGAGCGUCCACUCGACUGCUCAGUCUCAGAAAAACCUGAAGACGGGCGGUCUACCACAAACGGUAGCAUCGCCUCGCUCGUCUCCUCAGACGAUGACCGCUUCCCCUACCCCUGUCUCUUCGGUGGUCACGUCUCCUUCGACUGUAGCAACCUCUGCUACUGAAUCACCUACGUUAAACAGUGAUGAUGCUUCCGCCAUGAAAGCGCUGCUGGACGCCAUCUUUUCCUCACCGACCGCGACGGUUUUAACGCCUCCCGAGACCGGAUCGAACAGUGCUGCCGUCCCUUCGGGGGAGACCGCUGUGCCGGUAUCCACCCCAGGCCUGCAGAGUACAUUACCAGUUGCGUCUGAGCCUUCUUCCCGGACGGCUACUUUCUCCUCGCCACAGCCGAGCAGGAGUGCGUCUGGAGACUCUCAGUAUCAGGCGGAUCCACUGGCCUCCCCUCUACCAGCGCAGAGUUCUCCAUCCAUCACCGCGACAGCUCAGAAGUCGCCUACUAUCUCAGGCGUCACACAACCCAGCUCCGUCCCUGCUCAGCAGACUAUCUACCAAGUGGUCACCACUUCCUCCACGAGCUCCCCUCAGUCGGCUGCGCGCUCAGUUACCGUCACCGUCUCUCAGUCCACGGGUAGUUCGCUACCGAUGAGUGAGACCGUCCCACAAACUGCAGCAGGCGGCUCAUCCUCCGACGUUCUGCCCCUCGGUGCGCUGCCGGAUGAUAACGUGGCUGCCAUCCGACAACUCUGCGCUGCUACGGCUGUGGGGUACGGUACAGCUCCCAAUAAAUCGUCUAAGACGUACUCCGCUGUUGGCCAGCAGCCGCGGCCGACGCUAACUCAGCAGACGCCACCGCAGCCGAUCCCGCCGCGGCCGCAGCAGAUGAUCCGUGGUUCACGCUGCGUCACCUAUCGGUACCAGGAGAACCAGCCGUCGGCGGCGGCUACCAGGCCGCAGCAGGUCCCCACUGCUCCCCGCCCUGUCCCACGUCCGCCCACCGCUCAGCGGCCGCAGCUCCCGUCCAUACAGACACUGAAGGACGGAAUAGUCCAGAAGCUCACCGCCACCCAGCUGGCUCAGCUGUCUUCAGUAACUGUUCUGCAAGUGGGGACAGCGUCGUCGGCGGCCUCGAACUACCAGAACUCCGCGCCAGUAUACUACCGGCCUGCUGAACCAGCCAACUAUCAGAGAACCACGUCGGCCAACUACCAGACCCCCACGCCGGUCGGUCACUACUACACCGACGAACCGAUCGGAUACCGAUCGCGCGCCCCGUCCCGGCCGCAGCACGAGGGCUGGGCGCAGCAUAAGGCGGCCAACAGCGUUCUACAGGCGGCGCUACAGGGACAGGCGGCACCGGCAGCCCGGCCGGCGGCCAGGGCACACUACGGCAGGCCACAGCAGAGGACCGCGCCGCUUCAGAAGGACGCCGUGCCGACCCAGCAGCACCAGGUGGUUGUGCUCGAUGAGGAGCCUGAGAUGCCCGCUCAGCAAACUGAAGUGCCCAGUCAGCAGACGAGUGUGCCCGCUCAGCAGCCUGGAGUACCCGCUCAGCAGUCUGGUGUACCCGCUCAGCAGUCUGGUGUAACCGCUCAGCAGCCGGCCUCCGCGGCCACCUCGACCACGCCCCAGGCGCCGCACCGCCGAAGCAGACCGCCCGGCCCCAUUCGACCCGGGGACUCUCGUGUGCCCAAGAAGGGCGAGUCGGUGACUGCGCUCCACCCGGACGGCACGUACCGGCGAGGGAUCGUGGAGCGGCGCAUAGAACGGUCCACGUUCACAGUCUCCCUGCCGGACGGAUCACAGCGCAGUGAUAUAUCGCCCAAACAGCUCACGGAGAUGUCGGGGAAUAUCUUGUGUCAGUUACCGGAGGUGGGCGCGCCGUUGCUGCUCCGUGCCCCCGCAGACAGCGAGCCCGUGCCGGUGACUUACGUGACACGGCGCUGCUUCGUCGAGUACCAGGUGUCGUUCCGUGACGGCAACCCUAGCGUCUUGGUGCCCAGCGGCAAGGUGAUUCGCCAGCGCACCCUGCUCAACUAGCCGUCAGGGCUCGUCACCCGGUUCCGCGGGGGACGCCGGACGGGCGGCGGGUCUACCCCGGAGCGGCCCAGCGCCGCCGCAGCAGAAGUACAAUAUUGGAGAGUGUGCGGGAGUUCGGACCUAGCACUGGGGGACGAGACGUCUCUAGAGCGCACUGUAGAGACAAGUGAUGGCCGCCCGGGCCAGGCUGCCGGGCGGUGUGUGUGGUCAGUGCCGCGCCGUCCCAGGUCUCGAUAGUGCACCGCGGUCCGACGCACCAUCGCGAACUGACCUGCCCGGACUGCCAGUGAACUACCGGCCGACUGUCGGCACACGCGCGAACAGGCAGACUUUACAAAUACGUGUUUAUGGGGGCUCUGCGCGAAGUUAGGUGUCUACGUUUGCGGUAAACUGCACUGCAUUUUUGAUAAUUUGGUUAGUGAUUUGCAGCGGGGAUCUGUGUUUUAUUUUUGGUUCAUUGGUAGUUUACCUAGCAAGACUAGUUCUAAAUUGUUGCAUAAUGCUGCUUUUGAGAGAAAGAUGGCGGUCAGUACAAAUUCCAUGUUGUAGUUAUAUAAUCGUAGGCUAUCAGGCCAAUCUCAGUGUUCCAAAGACAGUAGACUACCUGAAGAUAUUAUGUUGCGCCAUAUUGCUAGAACGUGUGUCUAUCAUCGGCUUUCCUAUUGCGUAUUUAAUUUUUCACGAAUUUAUCGUUCCGUUGUCUUUCUGUAGAGCACAGCGUAAGUGCUUAGAGCAUAUUUCCAACAAAGUGCGGCUGCAUUCUAUUCCUGACAAUUUCGGCGUUAACCUGAGCUUCAAGAAAGUGUGGUUGCCAUCUAUAAUUCCUGACAUAAUUUCGGCGUUGAGUGCAAGCCCGAGCUUUGGUAAUUAGUGCCUGUGUGUUGUGUUGGUGGCUGACGACUGCUGAAGGAUGUUUGGUCUUGCCAGCUGCCUCUUGCCAGCCGCAGCAUACUCCGCGUGUCUACCCACCCCGAUCAAAUCCUACUUCGGCUUAGGAGAUAUCAUCUUUCGUACGUGACGCUCCUUACGAUUUUCUUUGUACAAACGCUCUUGGGCUUGUGACUUUUGGUCACAUGUGAGGUGUCUCUAACACGCUAUCGCACUUGGACAUUUUUCUCACCAGCCACUCAUUCGUUGUGUAUGCUUUUAUUUAUGGUUUCCUGUGAGAGCUGGGCCCAUUCGGAGGCGUUGAAUAUACGUGGUGUGAGUAGA
Messenger RNA from Amphibalanus amphitrite, 8581 nucleotides. RefSeq names its product mucin-19-like. Gene Ontology annotation, biological process: chromatin remodeling. Bases 410 to 7369 code for a protein of 2319 amino acids. Gene Ontology annotation, molecular function: histone H3K9 demethylase activity; histone H3K36 demethylase activity. The record is from RefSeq and is a predicted model, not a curated record. Gene Ontology annotation, cellular component: nucleus. The transcript has 13 exons. Lineage: Eukaryota; Metazoa; Arthropoda; Thecostraca; Balanomorpha; Balanidae.